Molecule: messenger RNA, 1575 nt
Organism: Lycium barbarum (goji berry)
Lineage: Eukaryota; Viridiplantae; Streptophyta; Magnoliopsida; Solanales; Solanaceae
Product: cytochrome b561 and DOMON domain-containing protein At3g25290-like
Exons: 3
Coding region: 180-1358 (392 amino acids)
Source: RefSeq, a predicted model, not a curated record
GCUACUAUAUAUAAGGCUACAAAAUGCCUUUAUGUUUUUUGCUAUACUCUCUAAAUUGUUCCAUCAACAUUAUAUCUCCCACUUGUAGUAGUUGGUGACCACAAAUUCUCAUCCCAACACACAAACUAAGAAGAAGAAAAAAGAAGAUUGAAAUUCUUGUAAUUUCAAGAACUUUAGACAUGGGAUUGUAUCAAUCAUGUUGUAUUAUAGUCCUAUGUUUUAUGUUCUUGCUUCUGAAACCUGAAUUUUCACAUUCCAUGUCAUGCACAUCACAGAAGUUCACCAAGAACAAAUUGUAUGAACAUUGCAAUGACUUGCCACAUUUGAAUUGUUACAUCCAUUGGAGUUACAAUUCAAAAGAUUCUUCUUUAAAUUUAGCCUUUUUAGCUACUCCUACUAAGCCUGAUGGCUGGAUAGCAUGGGGAAUCAAUCCAAUUGGGGCAGGAAUGGUUGGUACACAAGCGUUGAUCGCAUUUAAAAGUUCCAACAGUACCAUAGUCGCGAAAACGUUCAAGUUGAACUCGUAUAAGUCCAUCGUGCCAGGGGAACUUGCAUAUCGCGUUUCGAAUAUGGAGGCUAUGUAUAGUAACGGGAUGAUGGUAAUUUUUGCUAGUGUAAAAUUACCAAAAGGAAUGAGAGAAUUGAAUCAGGUUUGGCAAGUUGGAAGUUCAGUCUUGAAUGGUACAUUUCCAGGAAUUCAUGAUUUUCAGCCUGAAAAUUUGAAUUCCAAGGGAAAACUUGAUUUGAUGAAAGGACAAAGUGUUAGCGAUGGUCCUGACUAUUCUAUGCUCAAGAAUCGAAAUAUUCAUGGAAUUCUGAAUGUUGUGAGUUGGGGAAUUCUAUUUCCAGUAGGAAUUAUGAUUGCAAGGUAUCUAAGAACAUUUGUAGAUCCAGUGUGGUUUUAUGUUCAUGUGGCUUGUCAAUUAUCAUCUUAUACUAUUGGAGUUGCUGGCUGGGCCACUGGUCUAAAACUUGGAAGCCAAUCCAAAGGAAUUGUGUACACUGCUCAUAGAGAUUUUGGUAUUGCCUUGUUUUGUCUUGCAACUCUACAGGUGUUUGCACUAUUUCUGAGGCCAAAGAAGGAUCACAAGCACAGAUUUUACUGGAAUAUGUAUCACCAUGGAGUUGGAUAUGGUGUACUUGUUCUAGGCAUCAUCAAUGUUUUUAAGGGUCUUGAAAUUUUGCAACCAGGAAGCAAAUGGAAAUUGGCUUAUAUUAUUUUCCUAUCAAUUCUUGGAGGAAUUGCUCUUAUUUUAGAAGCAAUUACUUGGACAAUUGUACUUAAAAAGAAGCCUGGACAAUCAAAUAACAAGCUUUAUGAUGGACAAAAUGGAAGACAACAGACUCUCACAUCUUGAAGUUAUUCUCUUGAUUUUUAUUUUUUAUUUUCAUAUACAUAUUUGUUUUCCUGUGGUUGGGCUGAGUAUUAUAUUUUUUAAUUUAUUUUUGGUUGGGGCUGUAUUCUAUUUUGAUAUUUUCUUGUGUAGAAACCAUGCUCUAUGAGAGUAGCUUUUGUUGUCGUAUUGCUUCCUUUAUUUACUAAAUAAUAUAUAUAGAUGCUGUUUUUUUCCCCUA